Molecule: messenger RNA, 3675 nt
Organism: Bufo gargarizans (Asiatic toad)
Lineage: Eukaryota; Metazoa; Chordata; Amphibia; Anura; Bufonidae
Gene: ZNF518B
Product: zinc finger protein 518B
Exons: 2
Coding region: 541-2472 (643 amino acids)
Biological process (GO): regulation of transcription by RNA polymerase II
Cellular component (GO): nucleus
Molecular function (GO): DNA-binding transcription factor activity, RNA polymerase II-specific; RNA polymerase II transcription regulatory region sequence-specific DNA binding
Source: RefSeq, a predicted model, not a curated record
UCGUGCUCGGGUUAUGGCGCUGUGCAGAACAUGAGCGGCGACAGGUUUAACGUUGGCGAUCACUAGGGUUUCGCCAUGAAGUGCACAGAGGCGGGGGGCGCCCGUUAUCGCGCAUGACGAGGUGAUCGUUGUUACCGGAGAGGACGCGUGGUCACAGCAGAUCCGGCGUGCGCUGGGUUAAUCGCGGCCGCCGUGUGCGGGAGGAUUGGGCGGGCUUGCUGCUGUAGAUCGAUGUGAAGACCGGAGGAGGAGGAGACCCAGGCCGUCAGGUCUCCGGAGAACACAUGCAAUUUAAGAUUUAAAAAAAGAAAAAUUGCGAUCUACAACAAUACAUUUUUGGAGUAAGAAAUCUGAACCUUCUGGGCUUUCAUUAAAUCCAGGAACUGUUUGUUUUGAACUCCACAUCAUCUAAAGAAGUUGUCAGUGUUACAGUUGAUAAGUAAAUGUGUUCCUUCUCCAUUAACUGGUCCUUUUAAAUAAUAAAUAUGUAACUAAAGAGAAUUUUUAUGCGAACAAGCAAGAAACCUUGGAACAGGAACCAUGAUGAAUAAUAUGCUACCAAAACAAAUGUUGGAAAAGUUCAACUGUGAAAAAUGCAGAUUUUCCACAAAGGACCCAAAUAAGUAUAGAAACCAUGUGUCGCUUCACAAUGACAUUAAGUAUGCAUGCUCGCAUUGUGACUUUGUGUCUUACACUAAAACUGAAUUUCAAAAACACUUGGUGACACAUACCGGAAAGUUUCCUUACACCUGUGGGUACUGUGGAUAUGGGGCAAUUAGAAACGAUUACAUUGUCAAACACAUCCGAAGAAUUCAUGGUGAUGGCAAGAUCCUGUGUUCUGUGAGCACCGUUGAAAACGAGUCCAAGAAAGCAUCAAUUAACAUAACACAAACUCACGUUAUGGCACCCACUGUCCAGAACAUCUUACAGAACAGCCCUUCCUCAUUCACUGAAGACAUAAUAGACCUAACAACAGAAGUAGAUGGUCUUGGCUCAAGUAGCAAUAAUAUUUUCCCCAAUGGAAAUAACAUUGCAGGUCAUGUCGAAGUUGAAGUAAUUUCACCAGUAGACCAGCAGCUAAAUCCAUGGAUACCAUUAACUGUGGUUGCACCAACAUCUUUUAGAGUGCCGCACAAUUGUAUCGCUCAGGUCGUGGAAGUAAAACCAGUCAACAGUGCAUGUCACUUGGUUUUGAAGUGUUUGAAUUUGGUCGAAUAUGGAAUGCCAAACCAACCUGUCACUACUGAACAUAUUUAUGAACAAAAAUUUUCUGUACUUGCCACCUCAUCUAAAAACAUCAUAGAAAAUCCAUCUAAAAACAUCAUAGAAAAUCCAUCUAAAAACAUCAUAGAAAAUCCAUCUAAAAACAUCACAGAAAAUCCAGCUAAAAACAUCACAGAAAAUCCAGCUAAAAACAUCACAGAAAAUCCAGCUGGUCCUUCAUUACAGGAGUGUGCAGUAUUACGUGAAGUCUGCCAAGAGAAUGUAUUGUGCCCGUCAAAUGCUGUUUGUGCAACUGAAGAAAAUCUUCCCACCAAUGUGACCUAUCCAAAAGAUAAUACCAAUGAAAUAAUAAAUUCUAUCAAUGAUGUUGUCAGUGGCAUGUUUGAUGACCUUGAAGAGUUUUCUGGAGGACCAAUAAUUUCAGCUGUGUUUUCGCUAAGUUCCGACUCUCAAAAUACCAUUGAAGGUAUACAAUGGGAAUGUCCAUUUAGCAGUCCAAACACGGGUCCAUCAAAUGAUGCUGAUACUACACCCUCCUGUUUGAAUCCCCCUACCAUUCAAGAAGGACCUAUUGAACGUGGCUCUGAGUUAAAGCUGCAGCAGAUUGAAAUGGACAAAUCUCAGGAUCUUGUCAAAGACGUUGUCAUGAAGAGUGAAAAAGAACCAUCUGAAAUUAUUAUGGAGGACGUUAAGCAAAGCACUGAUCCUGAAAUACAGUUAUCUAUUAAGACAGUACCAACAGAUGUCAAGAAGACUGAAUGUCAGCCAUGUGUUUUUCAGAAGAGCAGGAAAAGUGGGCGUAUAUCAGAACGUCUUGUCAAGAUGGAAAAAAUCGACUUUAGCAAGCCCCAGACACUCUUUUUAUCUUGUGACAAAAGAAUAGUCAUGCAGCCUCUUUCGUGCACAAUGCAGAAUAAUAAUGAAACAUUGUCUCUGAUGGGUAAAGUUAUGCCGCAGCUGCAGGUCCCAAAUAAAAUGAGGAGGGAGAAUGCCAAAGUGAAGCUUAAAAAAGUGUUGGCUACAACUAUGAAAGCCAGAUCCCCACCAAACCUAAGAACUCUCCGACUGCAUCCUUUUAAGGUGGAUCAGGCGACGCACAUGCCGUGCUACAAUCAACCUGUAGUUGUAUUAAACCACCCUGAUCUGGAGUCAAUGGAAACAUCUCAUAUUAUGAAAGCGAUCCAGGUGUUUAGGGGCAAAAUCACAAAAAUAACACUCUCCCAGCAAAUGCUUAAGAAGUAUGUAUGAUAACAGUCUAGUUGUCAAGUGUUGGUCUUCAUACACUAUCCGUUUUCAAUUAUUUUUUUUUUCUUAGAAUAAUUAAAUAUUAAAGCCAUGGUUUUGAACUAUAGACAUCAUUUUUUUUUUUUUUUUUUUUUUGCAUUAGAUGUGCUUUAGGACGUUCAGUCAUUCAGUUAAAAUUUUCUAAAUAUGUACAUUUUGUUUUUGGGUCUGUUGAUCUACAUUCUCCUCAUUGUGAAUGGAGGUUAAUUGGUAACUCUGGACUCUAAUUUUUAAUUUGUGUGUCUUCAACAAGGCAUUAGAGCCUUUCUACAGUCUAUAGGACCUAGAUACAGGGUGAAAAAGUUGUGAAAGUUUUUUCACCACAGACAUUAAUGGCAUAUCUUAUGCUCACUUUACUUCUUUCACACCACAAAGUAUGAAGUGACCAUUUAUGUACAGCCUCCUUCCCUCUGCAAACAUGGAACAUGAGACCACGUUUUUCAGGAUCUUAUCACCUUAAAAAGAGUUGUCUGGUUUCCACCUAGGUAUCUGCCUAGAAUAAAGAACUGAUAAGUAGUUAGCAGAUCCAGUGCCACCACUUAAGUUCUCCCAGCUGGGCUUUAUUUACCGAGAUACAGCAUCCAUCACGUCAACAAUAUCUCACUGCUGUACCUGCUGGGUUCUGCGGUACCACUGAAGCCCAUGGUUGGCUGCAGCGGUCACUUGUCAAUAUAUGAUGUCACACCGCAGCUGGGUAAAUAGAGUCCGGCCGAGAGAACUGGAAUUGGGAGGCUGCAUCUGGCAGGUAAGUACUUUGCAGUUCUUUAUUGCAGGCUGAUCCCGUUGUCCGGACUCCACCUGAAAGCAGACAACACCCUUCAAAUGUUAGUGGGUCGGAAAAGUCUGUUAAGCCAGUAUUCCUACUUUUGUUUUUAAAGCUGGCCUUACAUAUUCGAUGUAAAUCAGCGGGAUCGGCCUACAAUCUAAUGUGUAUGGGGACCUCUUAACUCUUUCCUGAUGGCAGAUGUUGGAUGCAGAUAAGGAUUGGGCUUUUGGCUGACAGAUAUCUAAUGUGUAUGGCCAACAGAAUACUAACCAUAAACAGUAUUUUAUGGGUUGUGGCAAGUUUUGAAGUUAUCCCCUAUCCACAGUAUAGCGGUUACCUGAUUGGUGGGGUCUGACGACUGAACCUGUCACCGUCCCUUUAAAAUGCCAUCAUUGACGCCA